Messenger RNA from Eriocheir sinensis (Chinese mitten crab), 2871 nucleotides. Its product is annotated as relaxin receptor 2-like. Gene Ontology annotation, molecular function: protein binding; G protein-coupled receptor activity. Gene Ontology annotation, biological process: G protein-coupled receptor signaling pathway. Bases 628 to 2871 code for a protein of 747 amino acids. The record is from RefSeq and is a predicted model, not a curated record. Gene Ontology annotation, cellular component: membrane. NCBI's taxonomy places the organism in Eukaryota, Metazoa, Arthropoda, Malacostraca, Decapoda, Varunidae. The transcript has 21 exons.
UGGUUUAGUAAUAGGGUGGUGUGGGAAUGGAAUAGACUCAGCAGUCACAUAGUGCAGGGACGAUAGCUUGUUUUAAGAGUAGACUGGAUAGCUACAUGGACGAGGACGACAGGUGGCAAUGAGGUGUGGGUGCAGUAAGGAGACAGGGUACUGGAGCGUACGCCCGUACCGAAGGUAAACGAGGAUCAAACCUCAACCUGUAAUCCCUGAAACUGCACCUCACCCAUCGUGAGUAGUGGGGGGGAUUCUGGGGCUGCCCUGUGUAGGCCACCCGGCCUCUUGCAGUUUCCCUAUGUUCUUAUGUUCUUAUAUUCUUAUGUUCCUCUUUUUCAACCUCCCUCCCCCCACCCAUUCUUCCCCUUAUUCCAUUCUUACCUUGAGCCGUUUCCAUUUCCCUCGUCUUUCUUCCCUUUCCCUCUUCCUCUCUGUCCACCUCCAUGAACUUCUCCUAUUACCCUCGACCCCCCUCUUUAUCCCUCCACCCCAUUAACUCCUUCCCUUUCGUCUUUCCCCACCAUCUCCUCCCUCCUUUAAUCACUUAUCUUCCUCCCCCACUUUCCUCACCCCUCUCCUCCUCAUCGCAACUCACCCCACUUUCUCUCCCCACCAGAUCGCAUUGCUCCCGCCAUGAUGAUCGCCGGGGUGGAAGUGGGAGAGGCCGGCGGUUCACCCUCGUUCCUCUACCUCCAAAGCUACCUCCUCCCUCUCAUCGUCAUCCUCCAGCUCUUCUCCCCCACCUCGGCCGUUCGUCUUCAGCCUGUGGAUCGUGAUGGAACGUGUCCUGUCGGCUGGUUCCCCUGCGGCUCUCCUGGCGAAGUGUGUCUCGAGCAAAGGUUCGUCUGUGACAGGACCGAGGACUGUCCAAACGGGAAGGACGAAGGCGAGGACUGCGUGCCUGACGAGGCUGACGGGACACUCGUGAAGGAGAUCCUGGAUAAGGAAAUUCAUCCCCCUGAACACCAUGCGCGGUGCGACCUGAUGGCAUUCCCGCGCACCUGCUACUGUCGCUUCGGGACUCAGCUGGUGUGUCGCGGCGCCCACCUCACAGCCGUGCCGGACGACCUGGACCGCGGCACGACUAGCCUACUCCUGGGGAACAACAGCAUCGUCCUCACCGCCGACGCCUUGCAGCCCUACCGUCGCCUUACCCAGAUCUUCCUGGACCACAACGAGAUCGCCGUUCUGCCGCCAGGUGUCUUCCGGGGGCUGCCACUGGACAAAGUGUUUCUCUCCUACAACCUCCUUCAGGACGGCGCCGCCGCCCUCGACGGCCUCCACUCCCUCAGCAGUCCCCGGUAUCUUCACCUCAGCUAUAAUAGGAUCGCGGACAUUGACUUCAUCCUCGAUCUCGUCCCCGGCGUCAGGUCCCUCUGGAUCAACCACAACCGCGUCACCAUGAAGAGCAGGAAGGUCAGCGCCAACGCCUGCGACGUCACCGAGCUGUGGAUGGAAGGGAAUCGUGUGGUGCUCUCAAAAGGAGCCUUCAGAGGAUUCAUAAACCUUGAAACUUUAUUUCUGCGCCGCAACAGAAUCACAGACGUCGAGGAUCGCGCUUUUGAGACCCUGAAGAAACUGAAGGACCUUGAACUCAACUUUAACUUGAUUCGACACCUUCGCGCAGACAGCUUCGUGGGACUACACUCUCUCGCCAGCCUGAACUUGGACAACAACCCGCUGCUCACCGUCCACACCUCCGCCUUCAGGCCUCUCGUCAACCUCGUCAGCUUGUGGAUGGACAAUCUGGAGCUGAGUUCGGAGCUGCUGGCCAACAUCUCCACCGAACUCCACCACGAGUCCCGCACCGCCAACCUCACCCACGUUUUCUUCAAGAGGUUCAGGUAUUGCGGCUACUUCCUCGACGUGCACGACUGUAGCCCCAAGACUGACGGUGUGUCGUCGUUCCAGCACCUCCUCGUCCGCGUGGAGCUGCGCGUCGGGGUGUGGCUGGUGGCGACGUUCACCCUCCUCGGUAACCUGAUGGUGCUGGGUGGGCGUGUGUUCUCCAGGGACGACAACAAGAUACUGUCGCUCUUUAUCCGAAACCUUGCGGUGGCUGACUUGCUCACCGGCGUCUACCUGCUGGUGAUCGCCGUGAAGGACCUGGAGUUCCGCAGCAGCUACAGUGACCACGCCUACUACUGGAUGACCUCCUGGCAGUGCACCUUCACCGGGGUCCUCGCCAUGACGUCAACAGAGGUGUCUGUGCUCAUCCUGUCGUUCAUGUCUGUGGAACGGUGGCUGUGCAUCACGUGGCCGCUCGCGGCACCCAAGCUGUCCCUGGGCGGUGCCAAGAUGGCACUUUCCCUCAUCUGGCUCCUUGGCCUCAGUCUGGCUCUAACUCCCGUGCUGUACUACCAAGGGCACCAGCAGCGUUUCUACGGCACCAACGGCCUGUGUUUCCCUCUCCACCUGGAUGACCCCUGGGUGCCUGGCUGGCUGUACUCGGGGCUCCUCUUCGUGGGCCUGAACCAGCUGGGUGUGGUCCUUAUCCUGGUCUCGUACACGGGCAUGUUCUGCAGCAUCAGACGCACCAGAGCCAACACGCCACUCUCGCUCGGGGACCGCGAGUUCGCGAUGCGCUUCUUCUUCAUUGUCUUCACCGACUGUCUCUGCUGGACGCCCAUCAUAGUCCUGCGCAUCAUGGCUAUCGCGGAGGUGGACAUUAAACCCGAGCUCUACGCCUAUGUGGUGGUUGUGUUGCUGCCCAUCAACUCCGCCCUCAACCCCUUCCUCUACACCUUCACCACCACCAAGUUCAGGUCUCAGACACGCAGGUUCCUCACAGGCCGCGGCGUGUGUCUGUGGGUGUGGGUGCCGCGCCAGGACACGGGUGAGUACACACGGGUGCACAUGAGUACACAGCUACUGUAA